Rhinichthys klamathensis goyatoka is the source of this 1353-nucleotide messenger RNA. RefSeq lists its product as uncharacterized. The record is from RefSeq and is a predicted model, not a curated record. The transcript is spliced from 2 exons. Bases 6 to 1244 code for a protein of 412 amino acids. NCBI's taxonomy places the organism in Eukaryota, Metazoa, Chordata, Actinopteri, Cypriniformes, Leuciscidae.
AAAACAUGGAAAUUUCAAGCACCAGUAGCUCCAGCUCAAGCUCCAGUGAUGAGGAACUUAUUAUUCUGAUGAAUGAGGAAAGCCGCCGGAAAAGACGCCGAUAUUGGAUACAUCCCAUAGCUACGAGAAGAGAAGAACAUGGGGAGUUUUAUCGACUGGUACAAGAGCUGAAAAUGUAUCAUGAGCGUUUUCGGGGGUAUUUUAGAAUGUCCGUCAGUGAGUUCGAAAAUUUACUUCAACAACUGGCUCCCUCGCUGACAAAAGAACAGACACACUACCGUAAACCGAUCGAUCCAGAACAGCGUUUGGCCGUGUGUUUACGUUUUCUGAGCACUGGGGACUCGUACCGCACUAUUGCGUCCAGCUUUCGACUUGGUGUGUCAACUGUGGCUUCGAUAGUGAGUGAAACCUGUGAUGCAUUGUGGCAUUGCCUCAGAGAUGAACAUUUGCCAGUGCCUACUGAAGAGAUGUGGAGGAAUACAGCCAGGAGGUUCCAUGAACGAUGGAAUUUCCCUAACUGCUUGGGAGCCAUGGAUGGGAAACACGUAUACAUCCAGGCCCCUGCAAACUCUGGUUCUCUGUACUUUAAUUAUAAAGGUACGUUCUCCGUUGUAUUGCUGGCCUUAGUUGAUGCAGAUUACCGCUUCCUGGUGGUUGAUGUGGGGAGCUAUGGCAGCAACAGUGAUGGAGGCAUCUUUGCUAAUUCUGUGUUGGGAAAGGCACUCAGAGAUGGAACACUGAAUGUCCCCCCAACAAAUGAACUUCCAGGUGCUCCUGAGCUGGGAAAAGUUAACCAUGUCAUUGUGGCGGAUGAAGCUUUUCCCCUGAAACCAUAUCUCCUCCGGCCAUACCCUGGACGCCGCCUCCCCACAGACAAGAGAAUUUUCAAUUAUCGUUUGUCUCGGGCACGGCGCAUCUCUGAAAAUGUGUUUGGCAUACUCAGUCAACGCUUCCGGGUUUUCCGAAGAACUUUGCAGGUUCAACCAAGUGUUGUUGACCAAGUUGUCAAAGCUGCUUGUGUUUUGUGCAAUUAUUUGCGCCCGAAAGGAAACGGUCAGAAUCAUGCCGCAGAGGAUGACCAAGACUGUGAGCAAACACUACAAGGCUUUGAACAUUGUAGGGGGCAGCGGGCAUCUGUGGAGGCACAGAAUGUCAGAGAACUGUACAAGGAGUACUUCAACUCGCCCGCAGGAGAGGUUGCUUGGCAGUAUGACCAUGUGAACCAUGGUCUGGGGAACAGAUAAAAUCAAACUGUACAUUUUGAGCCAUGUUGAUUACAUUUCCCACUGUGAAAACCGCUAUUGUGUGUGUCAAUUUCUGUGAACUUGAAUACACUAUAAAAUCUUUUUGCAA